Harpegnathos saltator (Jerdon's jumping ant) is the source of this 3258-nucleotide messenger RNA. RefSeq lists its product as uncharacterized. The transcript is spliced from 6 exons. Bases 1851 to 2909 code for a protein of 352 amino acids. Lineage: Eukaryota; Metazoa; Arthropoda; Insecta; Hymenoptera; Formicidae. The record is from RefSeq and is a predicted model, not a curated record.
GUGGUCGGCCGUCCAGUCGUGCCGCGACCAUCGAGCGGUGAGUACGCUCUGUGUAUCGUUUCGCGCUCUGCGACGCCGACGAAAAGUCAGAGGGAGUGAGAGAGAGAGAGAGAGAGAGAGAGAGAAAGAGAGAGAGGGAGAGAGAUAGAGAGGACCCAAGCGCAACAGCCGCGCGCGUUCUCGCUCGACAUGUGAGCGUGUAUCCUCGUCCGCCUCGGGAAACGAGAACACGCUACGUCGAGAGCGCUAACGCGAAACACGUAAAGCAUCGGGCCACCUAUCCACCCGCACGUGUCGUCCAUCGGGAUAAAGCAGGUGACUAGCAAGGGGCAUCCACGUCAUAGACGAGAGCAAGAUCGAGCAGAGAGAGAGAGAGAGAGAGAGACGCGCGCGCCCACAAGGCGCCCGAAGGAUCUCGGCAUCAACGACCGACGGCCACUACGGGGGAAUCGAUCGUCGUAGCGUGACGAGCGAGGGCGAUGAAAAUCGGCUCGCACAGGUGCCCGGCCGCACGUAAGAUCGCACUUUCGGACACCGCGUUGUUCCUCACACCCGUCGCCAUAUUCUUUUUUUCUUAUCUCGAGCGCGUCGGCGGGAAUUUGAAAAUCCGCGGCAGAUGUCGGCUCGAUCGGCACCGUCGUCGCCGUUAAGUCCGGUGCGCUAGUCUAGCUUGUCCCGCUCGUAUCCGCUGCGGGGAAGGAGCUGCGCGUGUUCCAUCGCGCUUUGAAAAUUGCUGUCGGCCUGCCGUCGUCGCGAGAAAAGCGCCGGAUCCGGAUGAAAACAACGCUCGCGCUUUGUUUACACGACGCAGGAGCGCGCGAUGCCCGCGUCCCGCCGACCUCUAGCGCGCGCCAGUCAGAAUCGAAGGAGCCCCGCGCGCGCUCGUAAACAUUGCUAGUGAUGCGUCGCGAGUGACGAGUGUGAGUGCGAUUCCUCCACGCUGCUGCGCGGUGGUCGUCGUCGCCAUGCCGAUCCGCGGCGGCCGAUAGUGCGCGAACGUGAAAGUCGAAGUCGGUGCACUCUCGGAAAAAGUGUGCGGCGUGGUGUUGCGCUGCUGAUCCGCUCGCGCUCGCAGGAGCACGACAAUUCGUCGUAGCCCGGGGAGGAUUCAGCGACGACGAACGGUAUAGGUAACGGGCGCGUUGCCAGAGUAGAACCUAACCUCGCGCGGAGAGUGCGUGCGGCUCGCGAGUUCUCACGAGGAUUCGGGGAGACGCGCGAGGAGGAGGAGGGAGCAUCAAACGAUCGCAGGAAGAUCGAAUCUGCGAUAAUAAAGGGCGUAGCGGAUGAAAAAUAUCGUUGAAUCAGAUCGGAUAAAGUGAGUAAAGACGGACAGAGGGAGGAGCGUGGGGGAAAGGGAGAGAGAGAGAGACGGACACAGAUAGGCAGAAGGAGAAAGAGGAAGAGAAGCUCAGGGCCUUUCGCCGCUCGUGCGACCUAAGUUUCUCGGUCGUCCGAGAGUCCCACUGAUCUAAUUCACCGCGCUCUUUUGCGCGACGCGCCGCGGUGAAGGCGUCGCUCGCUCGCCCACCAGGUUGAGCCUCCGUUCGGGUUCCGUUCGCUCGGUGGUGGAGGCUGCCGCGAGGCUCGCGCCGUCGAUCCUCGCGGAGACCCUGGUGUUCUGGGAUAUAGAGAGAGAGAGUGUGUGUGUGUGUGUGUGUGUGGUGCGCGUGCGUGUGUGUGUAUACACGGUUCGCGAGUCGCGUGUGCAAUUAUCAGUGGUGUUUCGGAAGAGACGAAGGUGCAUCCGAUCGUUGGAAUAGCGGCUGAAAUUCCGAGGAGGAGGAAGCAGAGGCAGAUCCACCGUUCGGAGCGACGGGCAGCAGAGGAGGAGGAAGAGGUCGCCGAAGAUGAAGACCACGCAGCGUGCUUUGAGCUUCGACGAGACGUCGAUGGACAGCUGCAUAUUGGCUACCGUCGACGAGGGCCGCGUCGUCAGUGACUUGUCGGGCGAGUCGGUGAAGGACAGUAACGAGGUGGAAGUGACGUCACUCGAGGAAGCCAAGUCGGUCAUAGCGGCUCUCCGAGCGCGGCAACGGGCUCAGGCCCAGCAGAUGCUCGCAUGGCGGAGGACCCUGAAAUUGCAGGAGGACCUGGUGGCACGACUGACGCGCGAGAAGGCUGAGCAACUACGGACCUUGUCGUCGCAGCUUCUGCUGUUCGAGUCGAGGCUCUGCAGGAAGCAGAAGGAGAUCGAGGCCAGUCUGAGUCAGCGAGAGUCCAUUAUCCUGCGACAACAAAGGGUGAUCCGGCAGUUGCAGAACAGACUGGCCGAGAGGACCACCGGCACCAGAGACUCGCCACCCUGCGACGCCCUGGACCGAUUGGAUAGCCUGGGCGACAGCGACAGCGCUGUGGUACUCGAGGAGGCCGCCGAUGAUCCAGCCCCACCGAGGUUUCGGUCCAACAUCACCGACGUAACUGUGAUCCGUUCCGUGUCGGACGCGGUGGAGCCGUCGAACAAGUAUUCGUCGAUGAGACGGUGCAACGGUUUCCUCAGAAGACCGGAGAUCCUGGAGACCGUGUAUUCCGUGGAGGAGGACGGCGACAGCGAGAACAAUCAGGAUCCAUCCGAAUCGACGGAGAACUCGGAGUACGAAGACAGGAGGGCGAAGAAUUUGGGCAACGGCAAGGGCAGGCUUCAAGAUCUCUACGGCAGUUUCGAGAGGCUCGCUCAGGAGACGGAUUCUCCGCCCAGCGAGCGGCCGAGAGACGAGAGCCAGCAGGCGCAGGUGACGUACAAUAGGGUAAUGAGUAACCACAGAUCCGUGACGAAGCCAAAAGACGUGAAGUACAAGAGGAUAAACAAGGCGAAGUCAAAGAGUCUCGAGGAACUCCGGGGGCGUCUCAGAAAUUGGGUCGAGAAAGGGAAUAAGAUAGCUAUAUCGCUGGAUCAGUCAUAUGCCUGAGCUUACACUUCUUGAAAGUAUAUAAAUUAUUGUCUCACGAUGAAGCGGAAUGAAAACGACUGUUUCUCACGUGUACCGUUUGAAACAGAAAUUUCGAUUCUAUUCGCGAGAUUCGCGAUCGAACGGUGGACCUUUACCUUUAGCGAAGUCGCUGUAUGACGUAUUUAAUUGAAAUAUCAUUGCUCCAUGUGAUAUUUACUGUAGUGUCUCUCCACGUUAAUUGCGCACUUAGGUCAAAGACGAGCGAUUCAAGACUUGUGAUAUGAUUUUACUGUAUACAAAGGGUGUAGUUAGGAAGAAUUUAAUAUCGGAACAAAAAAGAGAGAAAAAAGAAAUAUAUAUAUAUAUA